AUAUUUCCUCCCAGUUGAAUUUGGGUUAGAGUUUCGACGAUGAAGAACUUCGCAAUGACGUUUUUUGCUAUGGCCUUGCUUUUGGCAACCCUGGAAGCUGAUGGAAAACGGCUGGCCAUGGAGAAGGAUCACCAGCUGGGUCGAAAGGCCGAUGUUGGAGCUAAAGAUGAUAAAAAUCCAACUGCAAACAGGGGUGUAGCAACAGGAAGAACCGCAGAAGAUAAUUCUGCUGUAGGCCUACUCGAUUCCCAGGAAGAAAAUGAUUUGUCCAGUAGUCAAACCACCCACCAUUACUAUACAAACAAAACGAACCCUUACGCUCCGCGUCUUGUUCCUCUAAAGGAUUCCAAAACUGGCAAGCCUUGAAGCCGAGCUAGCCAUGCUAUGCUAUACAGCUUGGUUUGAAAGGUCAGAAACCGAUAUCGAUAUGGAGAGAGCUCUAGUACGUAAAUAUGGUGUGCCUGAGAAUAAAAGUGGAAAUCGACAUGUUAGAAUAAACCCUUAAAGCAUAUAUUACAUAUAUGAACAUGUUAAUGUUUUCCAUAAGAAAAUCACUGUGUGAAAGAAGUGUG
Durio zibethinus is the source of this 572-nucleotide messenger RNA. The record is from RefSeq and is a predicted model, not a curated record. Lineage: Eukaryota; Viridiplantae; Streptophyta; Magnoliopsida; Malvales; Malvaceae.